This is a messenger RNA of Lachancea mirantina, 1569 nucleotides long. Lineage: Eukaryota; Fungi; Ascomycota; Saccharomycetes; Saccharomycetales; Saccharomycetaceae. The record is from the annotation of a GenBank genome assembly.
AUGGCAUUGAAGUACACUGAGAUAGGGGAAAUCAAGAAGAAGAUUAAUCGUGCCAAGCAGAGCUUUACCAAAAGACAAUUUGAGUUGGCACAGUUGAAAAAUGGUCAAAAGGAAGAUUUGAGAUUCCGGAUUUCUCAAUUGAAUAAACUCUACUAUGCGUUAAAGGACAAUGAAGAAGAGAUUGUGCUAGCCAUGCAGAAAGAUUUCAAUAGGACUCCGUUUGAAUCUGUGUGUUUAGAGCUUGUUCCACUCUAUGGCGAUCUUUUGAAGUUGAUUGAAAUUUUGCCCGACUUGAUCAAAGAUGAGAAAAUUAAGGAAUCGUCACCGAUUUUUGGACUAAGCAAAGUCAAAUUGCAACGUAUUGCUCUUGGCACGGUCCUGGUUAUUUCACCCAGCAAUUUCCCCGUGAAUUUGGCGAUGAAUCCCAUAGCAGGUGCCAUUGCAGGUGGGAAUACCGUGGUUUGGAAACCAAGCGAGCUGACGCCUGAGACUGGGAUAGUUUUAGAACGGAUCUUGAAAAACUGUCUAGAGCCUGGUCUAGUUGAAGUCGUGCAAGGUGCCGUUCCGGAAACCAGUGCUUUGUUGAAGAGCGAUUCCUUUGACAAGAUUUUCUACACUGGAUCGACUACGGUGGGUUCAAUUGUCGCACAAGAGGCCGCCAAGAGUUUAACUCCAUGUGUUUUGGAGCUCGGUGGGAAAUCACCCGUUUUCAUUACUGAGAAUUUGUCCCAGGAUAAGUUGCGGAAGGCACUGAGGCGUACAUUUUUCAGCUCUUUUGCCAGUGCGGGCCAAGUAUGCGUUGCAUCUGAUUUUGUUUUGGUUCAUGAAUCCCAAUACGAUGCUGCGGUCAAGAUUAGCAAAGAAGUUUUACAAGAGAUGUGGCCUGAUUUCAACGACAAGACUGAUUUCACGCACAUGAUUACACAGCGUGGCUACGAAAAGACUAGAGAGACCCUUGACAGUACCCGAGGCAAAAAAUUCGAUACUUGUGUGCCAGGCUAUCGUGGAGAAGACCGUGUCAUUCCUCCAACUUUGGUUUUUGACGUUGAAUGGAAUGAUCCACUCAUGAAGAAUGAGAAUUUUGCUCCGGUUAUGCCCUUCGUCAAAUACCAUAAUCUGGAUGAUGCCAUCGACCUUGUCCUGAAGGACCAUGACUAUCCUUUGGCCCUAUAUAUCUUUUCCACUGACAACCAGGAAAUCGACCACAUUAUGCGCAGGAUAAGGUCUGGCGGUUGCAUGAUUGGAGACACAAUGAUUCAUGUUAGUGCCAAGGACGCACCCUUUGGCGGUAUCCGUCGCUCUGGUUAUGGUAAUUAUCACGGUAAAUGGACUGUUCAUGCUUUCACUCAUGAAAGAACUGUGAUUUAUCAGCCCUAUUUCACAGAAAAGAUUGCUAAACUUUUGGGACCUCCCUUCGGCAAUAAGAAGCUCGGCAUAAUGAGACUUGCAGCCGAACCAAAGCCAAAAUUAGGUCGUGAUGGCAAGACUUUAUGGAAGGCAAAGCUUUUUAUUCAAUUUGCACUCAUUGGUGUGGCUCUUUCAUUAUUGGUCAAGAAUGUCAUUCUUUGA